This is a messenger RNA of Marchantia polymorpha subsp. ruderalis, 1929 nucleotides long. Lineage: Eukaryota; Viridiplantae; Streptophyta; Marchantiopsida; Marchantiales; Marchantiaceae. The record is from the annotation of a GenBank genome assembly.
CGCUUCCCUGCUCAACGACGAGAAGGCUAUGGGUACGGUACCGAAUCUUCCAUCCUGUUACCGGAGCCUCGCGUACCGUAUUUUAUGCCCGUGACGAAACGUACUACGAAUAGGCAAAAGUACGAGAGUCAGUAAAUUCAGGUCGAUCUGCCCCCGAGGGGAUGUUACUCAACGUUCAAACUUGGUCAGUGGAGCGACGAUGGCGCGCUACUGCAGUAGUCGGGGCUCCCGGCGGGCGGACGGAGACAAGACGAAUCUCAGUCACGUUGCGUCCAAAGCAUACUGAGCGAUGGUGCACGUCGACUGGACGGACGGACUGGCAGCUUCCUUAUGGAACACAGCUCUCGUGUCACGAAGUCAACCCCGCUCUUGCUAGCGUCGCACGGCCUGCUGCUCUGGUUGCAGAGUAUAUGGACGAAUGUCCACACGGCGCGAACAUCAAUGUUUCAGGGGGUCGGGGUGAAUCUGGGGUUGGUACGAUCGAUUGAAAUGGAUGCGGAAAGUUUGAGGGAGUGAUGUUUUAAUUGAUCGUGUGUGUAAGGGAGACGAGAAGGCCGGACUCGUCAUGUUCGUCCCGGGGAGGUGAUCCGAAGCGGAGUGGAGAGGCGCUCAAUCUCACAUCCUUCGAACUGGAAGAGCUGUAACCAGCAUGGCGCCUUAUAAGUUAGAAAUUGAGACAACAGCUUACUGCAGUUGUGGAUACUGCUGCAAUUGGGAAUGGGGAAUAAGACUCCCAGGACAAUAUUAUCUGGGUCUUUCACCGUCUUGGGCUCCGUUGAAGCUGCGUCAGCGCAAAAGUCAGGGAUUGACAGAAAAGCGGUUGCCCCUUGUUUCCAGGUACUGGACAACGAGAAAUUUGUCUGGCUACCCGUACUAUGGCCUCACAUCUAAUGGGAGCGUUCCUGCUCAGGCUCGUCCUCCACUUUUUUCGGGACUAAGUUUGAGCCAGUAUCAAAAGCUUCCGGGUCGACUGCUUCUCUUUCCUUGGCGAUUGCUUCCCAGACAUGGUUCAAUCGCUGCAGACACAGAUUUCUAUCCGUUUGGAACGAAGAUGUUCGUUCCAGGCUAUGGCUGGGGAGAGGUAGAAGACAGAGGAGGUGCUAUAAAAGGCAAAACUCGAAUAGAUCUUUACCACCAUUCACAUCAACAGGCGCUGAAGUGGGGGCGACGAAGACUUCCAGUUUUGGUUAUAUUGCCAGGAGAUCAUCCGGUCGAUAGACUGAAUAUUCCUCGCCCAUUGAAAUCUGUUCUACAUGGUUUGAACUGGUUUCGAGGGCUGUUGUUUUAGAGUACUGCAGUGGUUUCCUUUGUGGACGAGGUUGCAAUUCUGCAGAUAGAACCGCAACGAAAUGUGAGCAUAGAGAGAAGGAAAUAUGUCAAAAGAAUUUGAAAUUGUGUACAGAUGUUUCGAAGGAUCCCACCAUUAAUGUUAUAAAUCUUGCAGAAUUAUAGGAAUUAUUUACACCUCAGGUGCUGUAUCGCAUUGGGUUGAAGUCCUAUGUGUACUGUACAGAUACUCAUAGAAAGUCUUUGUCUGGGCACGAUAAAAUCUAAGUGAACAGCGCGAGGAUUUGAAAACUACAUUCUUCAUUUUUAUGGGACCCAUUUCCCGUGAGAGAGCCCCCGGAGUAAUUCCUUGGGUGUUCACUCGAGUUAGUUAGUUAGUGUUCACUUCAUGGCAAUGAGUUACAUCGUAUUUCAGAACUGGGGAAAAGCUGCUACCGAGAGAGAGAUCCCUCUCGAUCCCUAGAGCUCGAUGCAAGAGUCCACGUUAUGGGAGGUAAUCUUUUUGUUGUCUCCGAUUCUUCGUACAGACUGCUGAGGUGUUCUCUGCUCUCGUUUUAGAUCUCCAAGCACGAUGGUGUUCCUGUGUAUAGACUCUUGUUUAGGCUAGAAUAUUGAUUAAUAUUGAUGAAUAAUGAAGAGCAG